AUGUCGUCGCCGCGGCACUCGCGCCAGCGGCGGCCGCCCUGGGGCGACGGCCAGACGGUGCUGCUGCGGUCCGCGGGCCUGGGCCUCGCGCUGAGCGUCUUCGCCGUCGCCGCGGUCAUGGUGCCGAGCGUCUGGGGCGACGCGGCGGCCUGGGCGCGGAGCAACGACGGCGACGCCUGCGAGCGCGUCGAGGACCGGGCGGACCGCUGCGGCUUCGUGCGCGGCGCCUGCGGCGGCCUCGCGCGCGGCGUCGACUACCUCGCGUUCGCGGCGCUCUCGCUCUGGCUCGUGCUCCUCCUCUCCCUCCUCGGCACGACGGCGGACGUCUUCUUCAUCGAGCAGCUGGACUUCAUGGCGAAGCGGCUGCGCCUGAGCGACGACGUCGCGGGCGCGACGUUGAUGGCGCUCGGCAACGGCGCGCCGGACGUCUUCACGGCGUGGAACGCGAUCCAGAACGCGGCGGAUUUCCCGCUGGUGCUGGCGGAGCUGCUGGGCGCGUCGAUCUUCAUCACGACGGUCGUGCUGGGCGUCGUGAUUCUCGCCGCGCACGGCCGCGCGCGCGCGCGGCGGCUCGAGCUACAGGCGGGCGGCGACGGCGACGAGGCGCCGUGCCAGGUCGACGCGCGGCCGUUCGCGCGGGACGUGUCCGUGCUCGGCCUGUCCAUCUUCGCCAUCUCCUGCUGCGCCCUGGACCGGUCCAUCGACGUCACGGAGUCGGCCGCGCUGCUGGGGUUGUACGCGUGCUACGUUUUAGCGAUCGUCUACGCGCAGCGCGGCGACAAGGACGCGGGCUCCGACGACGAGCGCGACCGCGUCGCGGCGGCGCCGCUGCUCGCGGCGGGCGACGCGCCGGGGGGGCUGCGGCUGCGGGGCGUGCACUGGGGCGAGUCGCCGUCCGCGUGGGACCGCGUCGUCCACGUCGCCGAGUGGCCCUUCUCCGCGGCGCGCCACGCGUCGAUCCCGCCGGCGACCUUCGACGACUGGUCCGAGGGCCGUCGGCGGCUCGCGGCCUGCGCCGUGGCCGGCGCCGUCGUCGUCGUCGUCCUCGACUUCGGGCUCGGCGGCGACGCGCGCGCGCUCGUCGCGGCCGGGCCCGACGGCCCGCCGCCUUUAGUCUUCGCGGCGGGCGCCGGCGGCGGCCUCGCGGCGCUGGCCUACGCGUGCACGGGCGGCGCGGCGCCCCACCGCCACGCGCAGACGGCGCUCGUCGCGCUCGGGUUUUUGGCGACCGUCGCGUGGCUCGAUUUGCUCGCGUCCGAGACCGUCGCGGUGCUCGAGUCGCUGGGCGCGGCCGCGGGGCUGUCGUCGGCGGUGCUCGGCGUCACGGCGCUGGCCUGGGGCAACUGCAUCGGCGACCUCGUCGCCGACGGCGCCGUCGCGCGCGCGGGCCACGCGCGCAUGGCCGUGGCCUCCGUGUUCAACAGCCCGCUCUUCUCGCAGAUCAACGCGCUCGGCGUGCCCGUGGCCUACUACUGCUACUUCCACGGGCCCCUGCGCAUCGCCCUCGACCCCCAGGCGGUCCUCUCCUUCGCCGUCGUCGCCGCGUCCAUCCUCGCGACCGCGCUCGUCGCGCGCGCGAACGACGGCGCGCUGCCGAGGCACCACGCGUUCACGCUCUUCGGCCUCUACGCGGCCUACGUCGCCGCCGCCGUCGCCGUCGAGCUCCACCGCGAGGCCGCCGAGGAGCCGCCGCCGCGCGAGCUCCUGCCCCACGAGGUCGCGCAGCAGAAGGCCGACGCGGCGCGGGCGACCCUGAAUCGCAACGUGGCGCACCGCGCGUCGCUGGGCAUGCUCGGCGCGGACAUCUUCAACGAGCAGAAGACCGUGGACGCGGAGCUCGAGGCCCAGAAUGCGAAGAAGCCCAAGAAGGCCAAGCAGGCGGGCGGGCCGACGCUCCGGGAGCGGCUCGGCCGGGGCGCCAAGUACGCGUACGCGGUCGUCUUCCCCUACCUCCACGAGCGGGCCAUGGCGCGCCAGCCGGCGACGGGCAAGACGCCGCUCAUGAUGGUCAUGUCGGCGCUGAAGAUGACGAAGCGCGACGCCGCGCGGUUCCUCCGGCUCUUCGAGAAGAUCGACUCGAACCACAGCGGCACCAUCGACAUCGAGGAGUUCUUCGACUACCUGCGCACGGACAUCAGCGGCUACACGCGCAAGGCCUUCGCCAUGAUGGAGAUCAAGACCGAGGAGAUGGGCCAGCACGGCGAGAUCGACGCGGCGAAGGCGCGCGCGCUCGCGAAGAAGGAGCGGCAGAAGGCGCGGCGCGUCAAGAAGCGCGGCGGCACCUACGUGAAGAACAUCGAGCUCCACUACGCCGAGUUCUUCGUCGCGCUCUUCAACUUCCUCACGCUGACGAACGAGCGCAUCGUCCGCUUCACGUUCGACCUCAUCGACGAGGACAAGAGCGGCUACCUCUCCAAGGACGAGGUCUUCGAGAUGGUGCGCCUCAUGGCGACGACGGAGGAGGAGGUCCAGGCCAAGGUGCAGAAGCUCAUGAACGUGCUCGACGCCAACGGCGACGGCCGGCGCGGGAAAAGCGCGCGACGCGACGGCGACGUCGAGUUCGAGGAGUUCUACCGCGUCCACUGCAAGCUGUCGUCGCUGAUGUUCCCGGCCUUCCGGCUGCGGCGCAUCCUGCGCAUCAAGUGCAUGGGCAACCGCUUCUGGCGCCGCUGCGAGAAGAACCGCGAGAAGAUCCAGAAGGCCACGGGCGCCGCGCCCGCGUCCCCGCGAGCGACGCGCCGCGCGGCCGCGCGAAGCCCCGCUGUAGGCAAGAGCCCCCUGGAGAUCUACAAGGACAUCAUCGAGUCGAACCAGAACGCGGCCUUCGAGCUCGCCGAGGCCGAGCGCCUCGCGGAGGAGGCGCGCCACGCGCACGACGCGUUCCUCGCGGACCAGGACGGCGACGUCGACCUGAGCGAGGACGACCUCCACGCGCUCGCGCGGCAGACCAAGAGCGCCAUGGACGGCCUCGAGGCGGACCAGCACGGCGAGGCGGACAAGGCCGCGCGCGAGCGCGAGCUCAAGAGGAAGCUCCGCGCGGCGACCAAAGGUGGCGCGGCGGCGAAGCGCAUCGCGCUCGCGGCGGGCGUGUCGCUCUACCGCGAGGGCUCGUGGUGGAGCGAGAACGACAAGUACCGCGCGAACCUCGACGCGCGCCUCUUCGCGAGCGACGCCAAGGUCUACGUGUCCCACGACACGGCCGACGCGCUCGACGACGUCGCGCUGAGCCGCGCGCGCGCCAAGAAGAUCGCGGACCUCCACCCGUCGCGGGAGCAGCUCCUCGUCGCGCUCGAGGCGAAGAAGCACCGCAAGGGCUUCCACCCGCGCGCGCCGCGCAAGUCCAUGUUCCAGAAGUUCCUCGGCGCGUCGACGCGCGGCUUCUUCGGCCGCAAGAAGAAGCCCAAGAAGCCGCCCGCGCCGCCCGCGCCGCCGGCGCCGCCGACGGGGCCCAAGGUCGUCGUCGUCGAGCCCGCGAAGCCGCCGGCCGCGACGCCGGCCGCGACGCCGGCCGCGACGCCGGCCGCGCCGCCGGCCGCGCCGCCGCCGGCCGCGGACGCGCCGCCGCUCUCGAAGAAGGAGGCGAAGAAGAAGGCCGCCGAGGACAAGAAGGCCGAGAAGGCGCGGGCGAAGGCGUCCAAGGCCAAGGCCAAGGCCGACGCCAAGCAGGCCAAGGCCGACGCCAAGGCGGCCAAGAAGGGCGGGGCCGCGGCCGCGGCCGCGCCGGAGGGCGAGGGCGACGCGCCGCCGCUCUCGAAGAAGGAGCUCAAAAAGCAGAAGGCGGAGGAGAAGAAGGCCGAGAAGGCGCGGGCGAAGGAGGAGAAGGCUCAGGCCAAGGCCGACGCCAAGCAGGCCAAGGCCGACGCCAAGGCGGCGAAAAAAGGCAAGGGCGCGGCCGCGGCCGCGCCGGAGGGCGAAGGCGACGCGCCGCCGCUCUCGAAGAAGGAGCUCAAGAAGCAGGCCGCCGAGGAGAAGAAGGCGGCGAAGCUCCAGGCCGCCGAGGCGAAGAAGGCGGAGAAGGCGCGCGUCAAGGAGGAGAAGGCCAAGGCCAAGGCCGAGAAGAAGGGCGGCGCGGACGCGGCCGCCAAGAAGGAGGCCAAGGCCCAGGCCGCGGCCGAGAAGAAGGCCGCCAAGGAAGCCGAAAAGGCCGCCAAGGCGCAGGCCGCGGCCGACAAAAAGAAGGCCAAGGCCGACGCCGCCGCGGAGAAGAAGGCGGCCAAGGCCAAGGGCCGACCGCCGACCCCCGAAGAUUCCCCGACGUAA
This is a messenger RNA of Aureococcus anophagefferens, 4260 nucleotides long. RefSeq lists its product as hypothetical. Gene Ontology annotation, molecular function: monoatomic cation transmembrane transporter activity; calcium ion binding. The transcript is spliced from 5 exons. The record is from RefSeq and is a predicted model, not a curated record. Gene Ontology annotation, cellular component: membrane. Gene Ontology annotation, biological process: monoatomic cation transport; transmembrane transport. The coding region runs from base 1 to 4260 and encodes 1419 amino acids. Lineage: Eukaryota; Pelagophyceae; Pelagomonadales; Pelagomonadaceae.